AUGGGACUCGCAUCGUCCCUCAAUGUCUUCGCCACUGUCGUCCUCACCAACGCGCGCACCCAGUUCGCAACGCGUCCCACGAGACCGAAUCCUCGUGUCCUCAAUAAGCGUGAGGAUGCCCAGGAGGUGCGGCGACGGAACUUCUUGGAGAGCGUCAAGAGGAAGAGCGACGAUUCAAAGUGGGAGCGGAGAAAUAUUGAGGGCCAGUUCCUCAAGAAGAGCUACUACGAAGGUUUAGGCCAAUUGGCCCAGGACGCGCCUGAGCUAUCAGAGGCAGAUAUUCAGGAUGCUAUGUCCUUCUCCCGCCCGCCGGAAAAUGACGACGCUAUCAUGAUGGACGAGCCACCGGAGGAAGAUUUCGACUAUGAGGCAAUGCUCGAGUCCUAUGAAGAGCAGCAGCAACCGGCGUACCAGCCCAACUCGCCUACAUCAUCCGAUGCAGACUACGACGACAUCUUCGCCGAGCUCAUAGCACAGGAGCAGCGGUCACAUCACAACCAAACCAAUGUAGAACAUGGCGAUUACAUGGACGAAGAUAAGAUCAUGUCGUACUAG
Messenger RNA from Emericellopsis cladophorae, 555 nucleotides. RefSeq lists its product as uncharacterized. The record is from RefSeq and is a predicted model, not a curated record. Bases 1 to 555 code for a protein of 184 amino acids. Lineage: Eukaryota; Fungi; Ascomycota; Sordariomycetes; Hypocreales; Bionectriaceae. The transcript is spliced from 3 exons.